AUGACAAUACCACUCAUCACUGCACUUGCCAUCUCGAUGCCUGCCGCUAGCUCCACGGUGCGACCUCAAGCGCAGCCGCUUACACAACUGUAUCGAGCUUCAUGUCCUUUUGACCCAACUAAGGAUGACAUAUAUGGUCUGAAUAAGGGCGAGGUACGAUGUUUUACAUUCAAAGUUCUAUGGCGGAAUUCGCAACAAGGGGUCGUUGGCCAGCAAACCUCCAAACCCCAACCCAAAUACAUCAAACACCUGAAGGACACAUCAGACCUUUGGCAUCGUGUUGUGACGCUGAACUGCCUGGGAUUGUCGAUCUCUGAGAAGACUCUUGUCACUCGUUGUCGGCAGGCAGCUCAUGCGGAAUGUCAGAUCUCGCAGCGUAUGGACACUGACGAAUGGAUGGACUAG
This is a messenger RNA of Necator americanus (New World hookworm), 405 nucleotides long. RefSeq lists its product as uncharacterized. The record is from RefSeq and is a predicted model, not a curated record. The transcript has 2 exons. Bases 1 to 405 code for a protein of 134 amino acids. NCBI's taxonomy places the organism in Eukaryota, Metazoa, Nematoda, Chromadorea, Rhabditida, Ancylostomatidae.